This is a messenger RNA of Scaptodrosophila lebanonensis, 3273 nucleotides long. It is a transcript of the gene Pgant7, whose product is annotated as N-acetylgalactosaminyltransferase 7. Gene Ontology annotation, cellular component: Golgi apparatus. NCBI's taxonomy places the organism in Eukaryota, Metazoa, Arthropoda, Insecta, Diptera, Drosophilidae. The coding region runs from base 517 to 2292 and encodes 591 amino acids. The transcript has 3 exons. The record is from RefSeq and is a predicted model, not a curated record.
GGCUUGGCCGCUGUUAGUGGGAUGCAACUGCAAGUAAUUGUUUUGGAAUUUGUAUUUGUUCUAAAUUGGAAUUAAAACCGCUACUGUUACUACGCUCACUUGCCAUUAUCGGCAAGUUGCUUUUGAUCGUUAAAUUCGUUGGCAGUCGUUGCCGCUACUCGCUCACCUGGUUCUCGCAUAUACACACACACACACCACGCACACACACACACACGCACGCACACACAACACUUUGCUGGCCAACAGCAAAGCAUCCAAGCAAACGAAAAUUCUUCUUCUGCGUGUUCCCAUUGCUGCUGCUUCGUCUGCUCGCGGUGUUAACUUGGCUUAAAGCGUGUCGCCGCCAUCACAAUCGUCGCUUACUUACAUUGGCAUUGAAGUCGCGUAGUCAUUUUAGAGGCGCAGACACGUCAACAAGAAAGUGGCUGCGCAUACCCUCAUAUACUGGCAUUUUCGAUUUCGGGGGUCCCGUCGUAGCCGUCCUAGUUGCUGGAACCGCCGCGCUGUUGCUCCAGAAUGCGUGUGAGCAACAUACGCAGCGGUCGCAUUUGCCGCCUGGCCCUGUGCCUGCUGGUCAUAUUGCCGCUCCUCUACUUGCUGGCGAACUGGAGCGAUCAUCAUAAGCGGGUGCAGGAGGCGUAUCAUACGCGUUUUGGCGGAGCCAAGUUUAGUCAUCAGCGGCUGGAGAAUCGACCGCGUGAGGUGCCCAAGUUGAUUGAAGGUCUGGGCAACUUUGAACCGAAGAAUCUGAAGAAACGUACCGGUCCGGGUGAAAAUGGCGAUGCGUACAUAUUGUCGGCAGAUAAAAAGAACAAGGCGGAUGCUUCCGAAAUGGAAUAUGGCAUGAACAUUGCCUGCUCCGAUGAAAUUUCAAUGCAUCGCUCUGUGCGGGACACACGUCUUGAGGAAUGCAAGCAUUGGGACUAUCCGUACGAUUUGCCCAAGACCAGCGUCAUCAUUGUGUUCCACAAUGAGGGCUUUUCGGUGCUCCUGCGCACUGUCCACUCUGUUAUUGAUCGCUCGCCCAAGCAUAUGCUGCACGAGAUCAUCUUGGUCGAUGACUUUUCGGAUAAGGAAAAUCUGAAAAAGAAACUCGACGACUAUGUGGUACAAUUUAAUGGUCUGGUCAAGGUCAUACGGAAUACGGAGCGCGAGGGAUUGAUACGCACACGUUCCCGUGGCGCCAUGGAGGCAACGGGUGAGGUGAUUGUCUUCCUCGAUGCCCAUUGUGAAGUGAAUUUGAAUUGGCUGCCACCGCUGUUGGCGCCCAUCUAUCGUGAUCGUACUGUCAUGACUGUGCCCAUUAUCGACGGCAUCGACCAUAAGAAUUUCGAAUAUCGCCCUGUCUAUGGCAGUGACAAUCAUUUCCGCGGCAUUUUCGAAUGGGGAAUGCUCUAUAAGGAGAAUGAAGUACCGCGGCGCGAGCAGCGUCGUCGUGCUCAUAACUCAGAGCCUUAUCGCAGUCCCACGCAUGCGGGUGGACUAUUUGCCAUCAAUCGCGAGUAUUUCCUGGAGCUGGGCGCCUACGAUCCUGGACUGCUGGUUUGGGGCGGUGAGAACUUUGAGUUGAGCUUCAAGAUCUGGCAAUGCGGCGGCAGUAUUGAAUGGGUUCCGUGCUCCCGUGUGGGUCACGUCUAUCGUGGCUUUAUGCCUUACAACUUUGGUAAGCUGGCCAGCAAGAAGAAGGGACCUCUGAUCACAAUCAACUAUAAACGUGUAAUCGAGACCUGGUUCGAUGAAAUCCACAAAGAGUAUUUCUAUACGAGGGAGCCGCUGGCGCGUUAUCUCGAUAUGGGCGACAUUACAGAACAGUUGGCUCUAAAGAAGCGCCUAAACUGCAAAUCCUUCCAGUGGUUUAUGGAUAACAUUGCUUACGAUGUGUACGACAAGUUCCCCGGACUGCCGGCGAACCUGCAUUGGGGGGAACUGCGCUCUGUUGCCUCGGACGGCUGCCUGGACUCGAUGGGACAUCAGCCGCCAGCGAUUAUGGGCUUAACCUAUUGCCAUGGCGGCGGCAAUAACCAACUGGUGCGACUGAAUGCCGCUGGACAGCUGGGCGUCGGUGAGCGUUGUGUCGAGGCGGAUCGCCAGGGCAUCAAGCUGGCCGUAUGUCGCCUGGGCACUGUGGACGGCCCCUGGAGCUAUAACGAGCAUACCAAGCACCUGCUGCAUCGUGUCCAUAAGAAGUGCAUGGCACUUAAUCCAACGACACAGCAAUUAUCGCUGGGACACUGCGAUGUGAACGAUAGCUACCAGCAAUGGUGGUUCAAGGAGAUACGUCCACGUUGGUAGAAGCCAGCGCACUGAAUGAGCACAGGAAGCACAGCUAGAUCUUAUGGAAAACAAGGAUGUUGCAAUAUGUCAUAAGGGUUUCAAGAGCGAACGCUCGCAAGCGUUAGCGUUCGAUAAAGGGGGACGGGGCGGGGAUGGGAUAGGCGCGGCCGGCAGUUAGACAAAAGGAAUUUAGUGAAAAUGGAAUUGUUGUUGGAUAUUUGUGUGUAUUUUAUAGAGAGCGAUGAGCUAACAUCAAACUUUGUUUACCAUUUUUUUUUUUUUUUGUACGAGUAUUCAUGAAUAUGAGUGAGCGAGACGAAUGCGUGUGUGCGAAAAAGGGGGAUAGGAGAAUUAUGUAGAGCGACGACGUGCAAUAAUUUCUUGGCGUGAUUUUUUAUUAACAAAUUCAAUUCCCACUGAAUCACACUCACACACUUGACAAACAAAUAAAAAAUAUAUAUGAAUAACUGUAAUUUUACGAGCAACAGAAUGAAAAAUAUCAAUUAAGCAUCCUUGCUGAAGAUUAAUGUUAACAAUACUAUUAUUUUGUAAUAAUUCUUUAAUUUGUAAACUUAUGUUUAAAUAGAGAUAGAGAGCGAGAGAGCGUAUUUGUCGUCUCGACAUGUUGUGCUCGACAUUCCACUGCUCUACAAAACUGAAACAAAAAGCAUCCAUGCCUGUAUAUCGGUUGCAUUGCCAAUUUCUGCUUUAAACUUAACCUUUUGAUUUUACCUAAUCACUAACUUGAAUUAAGCAAUAUGUUACGAGUGUACGAGUGUAUGUGGAUAUGUAUAUUAUCGGCAUUCUGUGCGCGCACACAGAUUGUUGUGCGUACUCGUAUGUCUGUGGGUUGUCUCUUUAAAAAUUUGUUCUCGAAGCAUAGCCAACGUUUAGGACUUUUUUAUACAUACGCCUAUAUACAUAUAGUAUAUAUAAAUAAGUUUAAAGCUAUAAGUCUGAAUAACGAAAAUAGAAAUAAACGUUUUUCUAAACAGCUUU